This is a messenger RNA of Lemur catta (Ring-tailed lemur), 4190 nucleotides long. RefSeq names its product epithelial cell transforming 2 (gene ECT2). Gene Ontology annotation, cellular component: nucleus; cell cortex. Gene Ontology annotation, molecular function: guanyl-nucleotide exchange factor activity; GTPase activator activity. Bases 194 to 2935 code for a protein of 913 amino acids. The record is from RefSeq and is a predicted model, not a curated record. Gene Ontology annotation, biological process: intracellular signal transduction; regulation of cytokinesis, actomyosin contractile ring assembly; mitotic cytokinesis. NCBI's taxonomy places the organism in Eukaryota, Metazoa, Chordata, Mammalia, Primates, Lemuridae. The transcript has 25 exons.
ACUCCAGCCUAUGGGAAGGAGACUGACAUCACGCGCCAAUCGGCAUGGCUCUUAGAGAGAGCGGCUCACUUUUUGAAUUGGCUGUGGCGGCCACCGGCGAGGAAUGGCGGUACCUGUGAGAGGAGUCGGACUUUGAAGAGCUGGAACUCCCAGGGCUUCUUUUUUUGAGAGUGUCAACAGAGAGAUUGAAACAAUGGCUGAAAAUAGUUUAUCAUCAUGCACUGGGAGGACUAGCUUGGCAGAGUCAUCCAUUUUUGAUUCUAAAGGUACUGAAACUUCCAAGGAAAACUUAUGUAUUGGAUCUGCUUCAUAUGUUGAAGAAGAAAUGCCUCAGAUUGAAACGAGAGUGAUAUUGGUCCAAGAAGCUGGAAAACAAGAAGAACUUAUAAAAGCCUUAAAGACCAUUAAAAUAAUGGAAGUCCCUGUUAUAAAGAUAAAAGAAAGUUGUCCUGGAAAAUCGGAUGAAAAAUUAAUAAAAAGUAUUGUUAAUAUGGAAAUUAAAGUACACUUUGUAAAGAUGGAAUCAAUGGAAGAAUUUGAAGGCUUGGAUUCUCCGGAAUUUGAAAAUGUAUUCAUAGUCAUGGACUUCCAGGAUUCUGUCUUUAAUGACUUGUACAAGGCUGAUUGUAGAGUUAUUGGACCACCAGUUGUAUUACACUGUUCACAAAAAGGAGAGCCUUUGCCAUUUUCAUGUCGGCCAUUGUAUUGUACAAGUAUGAUGAAUCUAGUACUGUGCUUUACUGGAUUCCGAAAGAAAGAAGAACUAGUCAGAUUGGUGACAUUGGUCCAUCACAUGGGUGGAGUAAUUCGAAAAGACUUCAAUUCAAAAGUUACACAUUUGGUGGCAAAUUGUACACAAGGGGAAAAAUUUAGGGUUGCUGUGAGCCUGGGUACUCCAAUUAUGAAGCCAGAAUGGAUUUAUAAGGCUUGGGAAAGGCGGAAUGAACAGGAUUUUUGUGCAGCAGUUGAUGACUUUAGAAAUGAAUUUAAAGUUCCUCCAUUUCAAGAUUGUGUUUUAAGUUUCCUGGGAUUUUCAGAUGAAGAGAAAACCAAUAUGGAAGAAAUGACUAAAAUGCAAGGAGGUAACUGUUUAUCAGUUGGAGAUGAAAGAUGCACUCACCUUAUUGUUGAAGAGAAUAUAGUAAAAGAACUUCCAUUUGAACCUUCGAAGAAACUUUAUGUUGUUAAGCAAGAGUGGUUCUGGGGAAGCAUUCAAAUGGAUGCCCGAGCUGGAGAAACUAUGUAUUUAUAUGAAAAGGCUAAUACUCCUGAGCUCAAGAAAUCAGUGUCACUGCUUUCUCUAAAUACCCCAAACAGCACUCGCAAAAGACGUCGUUUAAAAGAGACACUUGCGCAGCUUUCAAGAGAGACAGACAUGUCACCUUUCCCUCCCCGUAAGCGCCCGUCAGCUGAACAUUCCCUUUCUAUUGGAUCACUCCUAGAUAUCUCCAACACACCAGAGUCUAGCAUUAACUAUGGAGAAACACCAAAGUCUUGUAACAAGUCUUCUAAAAAUUCCACUCCAGUUCCUUCAAAGCAGUCAGCCAGGUGGCAAGUUGCAAAAGAGCUCUAUCAAACUGAAAGUAACUAUGUAAAUAUACUGGCAACAAUUAUUCAGUUAUUUCAGGUACCAUUGGAAGAGGAAGGACAACGUGGUGGGCCUAUCCUUGCACCAGAAGAGAUUAAGACUAUUUUUGGGAGCAUCCCAGAUAUCUUUGAUGUACAUACUAAGAUAAAGGAUGACCUUGAAGACCUCAUGGUUAAUUGGGAUGAAAGCAAAAGCAUUGGUGACAUUUUUCUUAAAUAUUCAAAAGAUUUGAUAAAAACCUACCCUCCCUUUGUAAACUUUUUUGAAAUGAGCAAGGAAACAAUUAUUAAAUGUGAAAAACAGAAACCAAGAUUUCAUGCUUUUCUCAAGAUAAACCAAGCUAAACCAGAAUGUGGACGGCAAAGCCUUGUUGAACUUCUUAUCCGACCAGUACAGAGGUUACCCAGUGUUGCAUUACUUUUAAAUGAUCUUAAGAAACAUACAGCUGAUGAAAACCCUGACAAAAGCACUUUAGAAAAAGCUAUUGGAUCACUAAAGGAAGUAAUGACGCAUAUUAAUGAGGAUAAGAGAAAAACAGAAGCUCAAAAGCAAAUUUUUGAUGUUGUUUAUGAAGUAGAUGGAUGCCCGGCUAACCUUUUAUCUUCUCACCGAAGCUUAGUACAACGAAUUGAAACAGUUUCUCUAGGUGAGCACCCCUGUGACAGAGGAGAACAAGUAACUCUCUUCCUUUUCAAUGACUGCCUAGAGAUAGCAAGAAAACGGCACAAAGUUAUUGGCACUUUUAGAAGUCCUCAUGGCCAUACACGACCCCCAGCCUCUCUUAAGCAUAUUCAUCUAAUGCCUCUUUCUCAGAUUAAGAAGGUGCUGGACAUAAGAGAGACAGAAGAUUGUCAUAAUGCUUUUGCCUUGCUUGUGAGGCCACCAACAGAGCAGGCAAACGUGCUGCUCAGUUUCCAGAUGACAGCAGAUGAACUUCCAAAAGAAAACUGGCUGAAGAUGCUAUGUCGACACAUAGCCAACACCAUUUGUAAAGCUGAUGCUGAGAAUCUUAUUUACACUGCUGAUCCAGAAACCUUUGAAGUAAAUACAAAAGAUAUGGACAGUACAUUGAGUAGAGCAUCUAGAGCAAUAAAAAAAACUUCAAAAAAGGUUACAAGAGCAUUCUCUUUCUCCAAAACCCCAAAAAGAGCUCUACGAAGGGCUCUUAUGACGUCCCAUAGCUCAAUGGAGGGAAGAAGCCCUUCUAGCAAUGACAAACAUGUAAUGAGUCGUCUGUCUAGCACAUCAUCAUUAGCAGGUAUCCCAUCUCCCUCCCUCGUCAGCCUUCCUUCCUUCUUUGAAAGGAGAAGUCAUACUUUAAGUAGAUCUACAACGCAUUUGAUAUGAAGCCUUAAAAAAAUCUUAAAUUACAGAAACGUAUAAACAUCUCAUACCCAAAUAACAAACUGACUUAAAUGGUACUUGUAAGUAGCACUUGCUGAAAGCUAGAAAGAAGAUAAAUAACACUAAACUAUGCUAUUUGAUUUUCUUCUUGAAAGAGUAAGAUUUACCUCUUUUUUCAAGUUAAUUCAUGUAAAAAUUAUAUUGAUUUUGAUGUAAUUUAUCUCUUUGUUCAAAUCCCUUAUUUGAAGACCAAUAAUUUAACUUAUUCAUAAUAUCAGUAGAUUUGCAACCCUGAUACAGCAAAUAAAUUUUUUUGGUGGGUGCCAAAUACUGCUGUGAGUCUAUUUGUAUAGUGUCUGGAAAUGAAUUUAUGGAAAUAGAUAUUGCUGUGUCUCAAUUUCUGCAAAGAUUAAAUGAUAUUGCAGUACUUACUGGAUUUAAAAAACUUGCAUAGAUUCCUGAUUAAAUAGUGGGGUCUUUUUUCACAUGUGCUGUUUGAAGUAUUUAACUGUUCCUUUUGCAGUUUAUUUUUUUCUCAAGUCUUUUCAAGAUCUGGCAUGUGGAUUUUGAAAGAUUUACGCUUAUUAAUAAGAAUAGCAUUUAAAGGAGAUUGUUUCAAAAUAUUUUUGCAAAUUGAGAUAAGGACAGAAAGAUUUAAAAACAUUGUAUAUUUUGCAAAAACAAGAUUGGUAUAUAUUUGUAGCAGUUUCAGAGACAGUUCUGGGUUUUUUUUGGUGAUUUUAGCCACUAGCAAAUCUUGAUUUAGUUUAAUAGUGUAUGGAAUUUUAUUUCAAAUGAUAAGACCAUGGGAAAGUUGUGGUAAAGAAUGUUUAUACCUUUUAUGAAACAAUUCUAAAGUUGCUAUCAGUUUUACAAAUCUGCUGUAAAAUGCUUAGAUAUAUGUAUGGUCAACUUUUUAUUGUGGUCUUAUGUAAAGUUGAAAAUUUAUUUGCUAUUGUAAAAUACAUUUCAGAGCUUGAUGUUAUCUUUCACAAUAGCCUUUUUAUAUAGUCAGUAAUUCAAAAUAAUCAAGUUCUUAUGAAUAAAUGCAUUUUUAUUUCCUAAUUGUUUAGGGAGUACUACCAAAUUUAAUUGUCACUUAAUUUUCAAUUAUCUGUUUAAUAGUUUAACUGACUAUAGAUUUUUUCUAUGCCACAUAUUUUCCACUUCUGAGAAUAGUAUAUGACCCUUUGCUAUAUUUUAAAAGCAGUUGUGUUAGUAAGAACUUUGUAAAUAAAAUACUUAAAACCUAAGUAUA